UUGGAGCUAUUGGUCGCAAUUAGCGGAAGAUUUCGAAAUCUGUGCAUAACGGUAAACACCCAAUUGUCAAGUGUCCAGUGGGAGUUAAAGAAUUUUUGUGGAAGGCGAAGGAUGCUGAAAAUGUUUGAAUGAUUUAUAAAAGUCUAUCAUCGCCGGAGUUAUUAAAUACGAAGUGCCAAAUAUACUACAUACAUACAUAUGUACAUACAUAUUUAUAUGAUUAAUUGAAGCUUGACUUCCAUGCCAAAUGCAACACUGUCUUGCAAUAAAAAAAAUUGUGUGCCAAAACAACUCAGUGUGCGUUUUCAAGUCCGACGGUAUAACAAAGCUAGAGCAAAUGCAAAUGCAAAUGCAAAUGUGAAAGCAGAGAAAAUAAAUAUUUUAACCUGGCGUUAGUUUGAGUGAAGUGUUUUUGAAGCAAUUAGAAAAGUUGGGAAAGUGUUAAGUAUCUGACAAAUAAUUUGCAUUGCAUUCCAAAUGUCAAGUCAGCUUGAAAGCAAGAAAAGUGUUUGAGUGCAAAUAAAUGUGGAAUCGUAAGUGAAUAGCCUUGAAAAUCGAAGGUCUUUGAAAUUUGUGUAUCCAAAUAAAUAGAUGAACGCUUAUUCGCUUUCACAAGGACCUGGAUUACCUUGUAAAGCCACUACCGAAGGAUUAUCGCACACUUCAGAUCAGACGCGUGUACCACCAAGCAGCACUCGCAAUACGCCAUAGCAUCUUCUCACCGGAGUCCAAUACUUAAGACCGUUGCAUAGAGAACGGCGACUUUAUCGACAAACGCAGCGCCGUGUUUUAUAAACUGGCGAGAAAGUUUGCGCAGCACGUACAAAAGGACGGACGCACGCAUUCGCCGCAUACGCCACAACACCAUUGCCGAAAACGAAACGAGUGUAUAACGAACUUGGAAACUUUUCUAGAAUACUCAGUGCAUCAGUCGUUUUUUUUUUUUUUUUUUUUUUCAUUUUCGUUCGCCUGACUCAAAAAACAUUAACAAAAUAGAGGGUAAUAGAAAAAAAAGUAACGCCCUGCACUGCAGUUGUUGCGCUUGUUGUUAGUGGUGGUGCCAUUGUCGCGCGCAUUACAGCGUUGAAAACUUUAUCUCAACUGGCACAGCCAUCAUUGGGGUGGAGGAGUUGCGCAACGUACGCGCACCGCGCCAACGACCUUGCAACACUAAUGUGGCGCGCACUUUGUGUGGUUUUUUUUUGUAAUUUCCUUCUAACAGAAAUGGGGGCAACAAUGUACGCGGCACUUCAAGCAAGUUGUGUGAGUUCAUAAACUGUAGGCGAAACGAGUAGGGUGGAACUGCAAAAGAAUAAAUUAAGGCGAGAGCAGCUGGGCAACAAAAAGCAAGUUUAAGUGGUUUUUCAAAGCAAAAUGGCAAGGUGGUUAUUGGUAAACAGUAGUAUAUUAGCCGGUAUAUGGCUGUGUGCAACGUUGCUGUUGCAGGCAAGGCAUGGCGACACAGCGCCCACUCACCAUUUGACGGUCAGCGUUGAGGGCAAUACACCCACGCUGAUAGUAACGUCGGCGGAAAUUGGCAUCACGCCAAGAACACUGCACGCCAGCACGAGCACCACGGCGGCUGCAAAAGCCACGACUGCCAAGGUUGAGGCGGCUGCAAGCGCAAUCACAGAGCGCCGUAACAUUGAUGAGCUCGGCAGCAAAGGAAAUGUGCCGAAACUGAAAGGCAAAUCAUAUAAAUUACAUUAUGGAAAAAAAUGGCAACACGCGGCCAAGGAGAGGGAGAAAGGUAAGGUGAGGGUAUUGAAGACACAGGUCGCAUCCAUGAGUUCAACGGAAGCGCCUAUUGCAGGCUCCACAACAGUUUUGCCUAGUCGAUUGGUCGAAACUAUAACCACAAGCACCGAUAUACCUAUACUUACCACACACACUACAAACCCGACUACAGUUGAGAGUGAACAGCACUUUGAGCAAAGUACAGAAGUCGCGACUACAGUCACAGCAAAUAUCGCAAAGUCAAGCGAGGGCGCAUUGCCCUCAGAAAGCGUUAUCGUCACCAACGCGCCAUCGCUAGUUGGCAGCCAUCGCAACGCACUCAACGGCGACGACAACGACAACGACGACGAGGUAAGCACGCCGGGCGCCAUUGUGUCUGCGGCAACUGGCAACUUGCCACGAUCCACGGAGGCGGCAACAGCAGUCACCUUGGCACCUACGAAUGCUGCAGUCAGCAGGAUUACAGCGGGAAGCCCCAUUGAGAAGUCAGGUGCGGCUGCGGAGCUAAAAAGCUUCCGGGGUAGUGGCACGGAAGUAGACGACAAGAGAGCCGCAGAAGAACUGACUGCAACGACCGCAUUUAUGGAGUUACAUGACACCACAGCAGCGUCAACUACUAAAGAAAUAUCCAUACCGGCACCAAGAACAGCAGCACCAAAUACAACAGCAGCAACUACAUCAGCAUUGGCAGUUACGACAAAGCCAAUCUCGGCGACUACAGCAAAUGCGCCGAUGAUUGCAAUCCAAAUUGAAACGUUGCCAAAGGCGAUAACGGCAACGAUAAAAGCAACAGAACAAAUAACUACAGCAGCCGCAACAGCUACAAGCGCACUUCCUACCAACAACACCAAGCAUCAAACAGCAAAAACAAUGCCAACAACAACCAUCGAAUUUCCGAUAGCUGAUGAAGUUGCUGGUGUCAGUCAAAGUACUUCGACAGUACCAACAUCAUACAACGGUAAUUCUGUCACCGUCAGCGCAAUAAUGGAAAUGAGCUCCGUCAUCGUUGGCGAUAAUCUGCCUCAAACGCCCAUUCCACCAGCGCGCAACACAACCGCUGCAAUAAGGCUACCCAAGAUGAACGUCAGCACGGCGACAACCAGUGUGGACAUGCUGCAAGAGGCAACUACUUCAAUUUCAACUACGACUAAAAAACCUGAACACCCAUCUGUUGGUACAACAAAAAGUGUGCAGACAAUCCAAACAACAGCGGAGGUAAGCACGGACAGCGGCAUCAUUUUUAUUGACGAUGUGUCUGAUAACCGCGAAGCCAAGCGAAACGAGUCGGAGGGAGAGCUACAAAACGAUGAAGCCAAUAUUGGCAGACACGGCGACGUAAAGGAUACCAGCAGAGGCACAGACGCAAACAAUUCAGGUACGAGCGAUAGUGAUGGCAUCAUAAAACUUAUUGACUUGGAAAAACAUGAUUUAAAAUCGAUUUCGAAGGCGAAAAAAUUACGCAACGGCAGCAAGAGUGGCGAUGUUGACGCCGCGGACGAUGAUGAUGGCCAUGAUGGUGUCAAGAAAACAAGAAAGAAGCAACUAACCGAUAAACAUUACUUGCUCGUGCCUGAUCUCAGUGUGAGCGAGGAAUUUCAUGUUGAAAAUAUGACCGCCCCCGGGACAAUAAAAACAUCGCUUGUUGACACUGUGGAUGAUUUAAAGAGCGCAAACAAAGCCACCGAAAAUGGCAAUAACGGCGGAAGUGAUGUGUUGACGAAAACAAUGCCGAACAUUGGCGUGAAAAAUAUUUCCACUAGCAGCACACCAGCACCAACGUCUGCAUCCGCACCACACCAAAGAGCAAAUAUAGAAAACUCUACGGCAGCCACACCCACGCUAAGACCAGUACACAAUGGCUAUUUGGGUCCCAUUCUCAUGGAGGAGAUGCGGUUUACGGUUAAGCACGCAAACCUGAAACCACAACAACACCACGAGUCCACCAUAGAAUCACAACUGCGUGACGGCCGCAUUGUGGAGAUCCUUGCGCCCACCGCACUGGUGGAGCAAACCACUGCUGCGCCGGCGAUGACAUUGAAUAGAGCGGUGAAAAGCGAUCCAAUAAGCGCAACAACUUCAACGCCAGCGCCUGUUUCAACCACUUUUGUACACGUACCUUCGGAAAAGAGUACACCCAUGUUUUCUACGACUGUGUUCCAGGUUCCAGAGACAUUGAUCAGCACCACACGUCUGCCGUUGAGCACGAAAACCACGCACGGAGGUGAGGAAAAAACAUCAAAACUAUCGCAACAUAAGCAGAAGCAGCAACAGUCGCGAGCAUUUUCCAGCACUCCCAAGAGGUUGGGCGAUGAGCGAACGGAGUCAAAAAUAUCUGACAUUCAAGUGGAAGUCUACGAUUCCACAGUGGACUCCAUUGUAUCAUCCACAAAUUUCAAGGAUAGCGAUGGCUUUUACGCCCUACCACUGGAAGCUGAGGCGGAUGCACACGGCGGCACAACUAAGCCACCAGCUGCGCCGCAGGAACGCUUCACCCAAUAUGUAGUGGACAGGGCCGACUAUGCCACACAGGAGUCAAGUGUGGCCCCACAUUUAAGUGUGGCCUUCGGUAAGCCCGAACCAGCAGCAAUCGAGAUACAUAUUAACGUAUCUGAGGGCAUCGGCAAUGAGAGCGAAGAUUUAGAAUUUUCAUAUCGGCAGCCAGAUUACACAGGCAGCAGCUCAAGAACCAACCCCAUAGAUGAACUGAUGGCCAAAACCGCUAAAGCUAUUUCGAUGAAGCCACUUUCUUCGGGCAGCAAUGAUUCCGCUGCUCGAGAAAACGUUCAACGUGGCGAUGAGAUUUUAGUUGUAGAGAUAAUCGAUACCGGCGACAAUAGCACUGAGGGUGCGGUUAGUGCUGAAAAUGCCAAUCCGAUAUUUACAUUUCGCUCAGAUUCCGAUUCGGAUAUUGAGCUGAAGGAUAUCAAAUACUUUCCACCUGAGGUCAAAGUGAAACCGCCACAAAUGUCCGACGAACUCUUCUUGGCAGACCUAAAGCGAGAGAAUGCGCUGCCAAAACCACCUUUGCCCCCACCUCCUCCGCCGCGUAAGCCGACCAUAGAUCGCGACUCGGACACAAUUUUUUACAUUUCCAACACCGAAGUAAAGGUGGGCGAGUCUCUACCCACCGCAAAUACAGAUUAUGAGCAACAACAACAGCAGCAACAGUUGCGGAAAACCAGAUUGGAAAAUCAAUUCUUUCCGGCAAACUACUUAGCCAGCACACGUCCGAACGCUGCCAGCAUGGACGAACGGUUGUCGCUGUCACCGCAACAGCAUCACUAUGAAGAAGACAUAAUUCUUUCGCCACUACGCAACACCGCCGAUUCACUUAAGAUAUUUCGCAAUCAAGGCGAUGAGGCACCCCCUUUAGACGUUACCUACAUUGCCGAGUCGGUGGUGGAAGUGGAGCAGUCCUCAGGUGCUGGUCCCACAACCACAUUUUCAGCGGCUGCAGCGCCCUCACUGACGCCAGACGUCAUCAUACAGCCAGCCAUAUUGCCAGAAAUGUCGAUUGGUGUGCCAGUGAUAGGUGAGCUGCCGCCGCAAAUUGAACUCAAGGAAAUCGAUUUCAUGCCCGACGAAGCAAACCAGCCGCACUCAGGCAUGUACGAGAACAACAUGCUGGAGGAAAAUGGCAAUGGAAAUGGCAAUGACGUCGACAGACUCGUGGAGUCUUCCGUACAGUAUGGUGGCGAUCUGAUAGACGAGAGCGCCGGCGGUGGAGGCUUUGAUGGAGUCGAGGGUUCUUAUCCGUUUGGCAAUCCAGCAGCACUGCACAACAACAAAGCCCACCAUGCAGCCGACUAUGCGCACUUCACGGUGAACCAUGGCAUAAGUAAUCUGCGAAAGGAUGAGCUGAGCGCUGAUGUGGCGGGCUCCGGUGAGAUGCUGGCGGCGGGCCAAACAGCCGCAGCGAUGCUAAAUGCCAUGGAGAACGGUGAACUAAAGGAGUUACUAGCUCGUAGCGGCAACGAUACGUACCCUUUGUCGAUGCUUGCGAAUGCCAGUUACGCUGGAGCAUCCACUGAGCGUAUGAGCAAUGCCACCGCCUACUCGGUGUUGGAGGAACCGAAUGCAAUCGAGUUGGUAUUUAAAAAUCAUAAUACGCUGGUACUUGGAGUUUUCAUUGUACUGCUGCCGGUUGUACUGACUGUCUCACUGACUUGUGCCAUGUGGUACCUCUAUGGAAAGUUCUAUGGCUCACCAAAUAUUCGCGAUGCAAAUCAGGCCAAUGGGAGCGUUACAAAUGACAAGAAAAAUGGAGAUGGCGAAAAUUCCCAGGAAGAGUCUAACAUCGACACAGCGACUUCAAUUCCAAAACAACAUUUGCCGUCCGUCACCGAGAAUGUCACCAACGGAAGCUGCCUCAAAGCAAUGACCAACUCGCAUUCCGGCGAGUGCAAUAUCACGAAACCGUCCAGCUAUCCAACAAACAACAUUUUGUGCAAUGGUGUUAGUGGUGCUGCUACAGUUUUCAGUGUCGAUGAGAGGGCGUUGCUGUCAUCCGAGACUUCGGUUGCAACCCCUUCCUUAACCUCAAUAGCAUCGCCACUAAAUCUAGACAACAACAAUAAGUUGAAAAUUCAAGCCAAUCUGUCCAACAACUCCGUCCAAGAGAACUUUACACGUCCUAAUGGUUCUGUCACGAAGAUGACUUUGAAAAACAAUCACUUGAUCGUUGAGACUGAAGAGCGACACGAUAUAUCGCGCGUCGCUCGUGAAACUACAAUGCAUUACAAUACCUCCGAUAAGGAUGGCGUAUUUGUUGUAGAAGUUGCGCGCGGCGUCGACUCCAAAAGCAUUCCAAACAGCCCAACCACCGAAGAACUACGUCCCAUCUAUGAAACACCACCACCAGCUGCAGCUGCGGCCGCGACCUCUUUUCGAUCAGACGAUGAAAAGAUUUUGAGAAAUCACGAUGAGAUACAAAUCCACCAACCACCAGCAGAAACUCUGCACCAUCAACUACCGAGCUACGCAGAAGAAAUGCCCGAACGCAGUUUACAUCAAAUCGUCGAAUUAGAAGAACCCGCUAUUUCACCACAUUCGUUUAGAGAUGAGAAGAAAGUCAACCUCGUACGCAAUUCCAAUACCGGUCUUUCGCAGUCCGAUUUAAGUUCCACAUCUUCGGCUGGUUCAAACAAGAGAUACUCGUAUGGCAAUCAGGAGUUGUACACCAUAGAGACGACGUCAUAUGCCUCGCCAUCGACAUCCGCAAACUUGCCGCUUUUACCUUCGAAUUCACACAACGCCGCCGACGAUGAUGAUCGCCGAUCGGAGAAUGGACACAGUCUUGAGCAUUCACCUGCUACUCAGGGCAAUAGUUCAACAGCCACAGCCAACGACAGCGCCGCUCACAAUGAGCUGUGCAAGCAUGAGCAAGGAAAUGAGCAGAUAAUAAAGGAGAAGGAUAUAAAUUCCUCUCAGCAGAGUGAGAGCGACCCUCAGCAAGGAAACGUUGCGACAGAAAUUGAAUUGUUCAAUGAAGAGGUGUCGACAAAGCAAGAAUGUGAGGUGGCUAUUAUAAAUGAAGUUAAGGAAACAGAAAAUGUCCAGACAAAUGUUGUGACUGAGAAAGAGCCUCAAGAUGUAGAAACAAAAGACCCAGUAGAAACUGUACAAAAUGAAAUAGAAAGUGUUUUCGCAAAUGUGCAGAUAAGCACAGAGAGUGUAGAGCAUAUUGACAACAAUAAUUCACCAGAAUGUGUGGACAAGAAGCCAGAGUUGCCAGUCCCCAAUGGCACUGACGACAACAAGGAAUGUGUAGAAGAGUUGUCUGACCACAGUGAUGCUGUCGAUACCACUGUACUGCACAUCUCCAGCCUUACAGAACAGCAGAUAAUUUCUGAAGAUAAUCUCAUAAGUGGGGACAAUGAAAGUCCACCCACGUUCCCACAAACUAUAGUUGGCAAUUAUGGCUACGAUAGCAUCAUUAGCCUACCAGAUCCACCAUCCACAGAGGAAAUAAAACAACUUGGUGACUUUGCUGGUAUUGAGAGCAGUCAAUUAGACUCGCUUCCACCUCCAUCACCUCCACCACCACCUAUUUUGACCGACUUAAAUGACAACAACACGAAUAGUAUGGAAGAGAAAACACCCACCACUAACGCAUCGACCACCGAAGCAGAGUCCACAACGACACAAUUAAAGUUGAAGGAGCUAUUACACAACAAUCUUGCAGAUUCGACUGCAACUAACCAACUCACAAAUGGAAAUGGAAAUGGUCAUGACGCCACAAAUGGAAAUAUAGCAGAGAAUGCCACAGCAGAAUUCGAUUUAAAUGGCUACGAAUUGCACAAUGGACAUGCAGCUGCUGAGCAGUUGUUGGCAGAACAUUUAGAGCUCAGUCCAGUUGCAGCCCACAACGCCGAAGGUGGCGCGCCCACUGGUAGGGUGCCUCAAACUCCACUUACACCACCAGAAUCGCCACCGCUCUCCUCACCCGUGCACUACACCAACAGCGUGGGUGCCAUUAACGGAAUGAAUGGGGUCAACAGAGGCAUUUGCGGCGGUCCGAUGCCCGUUGCCGUGGACGUAAAUGGCAGUUAAUAUGAAUGCUGAGCAGCAGUUAUUUUAUGCAGGCCAUGAGCUGAGAGACU
Rhagoletis pomonella (apple maggot) is the source of this 8339-nucleotide messenger RNA. RefSeq lists its product as uncharacterized. The transcript is spliced from 6 exons. The record is from RefSeq and is a predicted model, not a curated record. Lineage: Eukaryota; Metazoa; Arthropoda; Insecta; Diptera; Tephritidae. Bases 1375 to 8289 code for a protein of 2304 amino acids.